GAUGCUUAACUCCUUAAGCGCUAAGGAAUCCCUCCUUCUCAGCCCUUCUCUCCCUUCCUUGCUCGGGGCUCCAGGACUUCCACCCCCCAGGCCCUGACCCUCCCUAGCAGUCUCUCCUGGUCCCAUUACCCCUGUGCCUCUCUCGCUGGACCUCUGGUCCCUCUGGCGUCCUGCAGUGGAGGGUUAAGGGGGCGGGGCCGCUGCAUUUUUGGGGAGUGAGCGCAUCCUAGCGGUUGCCAAGAGGGGCGCCGGACAGGAGCCUCCCGAAGCCCCCAGAGCAAGGGCAACAGGUAUUUGGGAGACCAAGGUCCGGGUCCUGUGCGUAGGACUUUCUCUAAAGCAGCGGACUAUCGCAGGUGAACACGAGAAAACGAAGCAAACAGCCCUGCGCCAGAGGAGGCUUCCGUGUGGAUGGGAUGGGGACACCGGGGGAGGGGCUGGGCCGCUGCUCCCAUGCCCUGAUUCGAGGGGUCCCGGAGAGCCUAGGGUCGGGGGAGGGUUCAGGGGCUGGUCUCCCAGCGCUGGACCUGGCCAAAGCUCAGAGGGAGCACGGCGUGCUGGGAGGUAAACUGAGGCAGCGACUGGGUCUGCAGCUGCUAGAACUGCCCCCUGAGGAGUCGCUGCCGCUAGGCCCGCUGCUGGGUGACACGGCCGUGAUCCAAGGGGACACAGCCUUAAUCACGCGACCCUGGAGCCCGGCCCGCCGGCCCGAGGUGGAUGGAGUCCGCAAAGCCCUUCAGGACCUGGGUCUCCGCAUUGUGGAGAUGGGGGAUGAGAACGCGACGCUGGAUGGCACCGACGUGCUCUUCACAGGCCGCGAGUUUUUCGUAGGCCUAUCCAAAUGGACCAAUCACCGAGGAGCUGAGAUCGUGGCAGACACGUUCCAGGACUUCGCUGUCUCCACUGUGCCAGUCUCCGGUCCCUCCCACCUGCGCAGCCUCUGUGGAAUGGGCGGGCCGCGAACUGUAGUGGCCGGCAGCAGCGAAGCUGCCCAAAAGGCUGUCAGGGCCAUGGCCGUACUGACCAAUCACCCCUACACCUCCCUGACCCUCCCAGACGACGCUGCCGCGGAUUGUCUCUUUCUUCGCCCUGGGUUGCCGGGGGCAUCUCCAUUCCUCUUGCACCGCGGAGGUGGGGACCUGCCCACCAGCCAAGAGGCGCUGCAGAAGCUCACUGAUGUCACCCUGGUACCCGUGUCCUGCUCAGAACUGGAGAAGGUGGGCGCUGGGCUCAGCUCCCUCUGCCUGGUGCUCAGCACACGCCCCCACAGCUGAGGCCAGUCCGAGGCCCUGGCUGGCUGGCUGGGGGUAGGGGAGCGGAGGGAAUAGAAGGAGAGGAAGGUUAGAUAGCCGAGAUGGUGAGUAGGUAGUAGUGGGGGGAGGGCAUAGUGUGAGAACAAAGACUGGGGCCACUGGGUGAGUCCUCGCCCCCAAAACCAAUAAACUAGAACUGACCUUUUA
Molecule: messenger RNA, 1460 nt
Organism: Echinops telfairi (small Madagascar hedgehog)
Lineage: Eukaryota; Metazoa; Chordata; Mammalia; Afrosoricida; Tenrecidae
Gene: DDAH2
Product: dimethylarginine dimethylaminohydrolase 2
Exons: 7
Coding region: 417-1274 (285 amino acids)
Biological process (GO): positive regulation of nitric oxide biosynthetic process; arginine metabolic process
Molecular function (GO): amino acid binding; dimethylargininase activity
Source: RefSeq, a predicted model, not a curated record